AUGGCUGUUCCCAUACGACUCCUACGGCCCAUCCCACUCUCCAUCUCCAUCUCCAGAUUCCAACCCUUUCCCAUCACAGCAAGAACCGUCUCCACUUCACCCAUCCAAAUGAUCGGACGAAUCAUCGACACGGUCAAACAGGAUCACCGCGAGAUCGAAGCCUGCUAUCAAAGGAUCAUCAACGCGAAGGACCGUGACGAGCAGACCCGCUACCAGAAUCUGUUUACCUGGGAACUAGCCCGGCACUCCAUCGGCGAGGAACUGGUCGUCUAUCCUGCAUUUGAGAAACAUCUCCCAGAUGGAAUUGCCAUGGCAGACAAGGACAGGAGGGAACACCAAACUGUCAAAGAAAAACUCAAGAAAUUCCAGAACCUCGACCCCUCCAGCGCCGAGUUCAUUCCCACCAUUAAAUCCCUGAUGGCCGAUCUCGCAGAGCACAUCAAGGAAGAAGAAAUGAACGACCUGGUCAAGCUCGACGAGGCUCUGUCCCACGACGACAGCGUCAGUCUUUCCAAGAGCUUCGACCGGACCAAGAUUUUCGUGCCGACGCGCUCGCAUCCCAGUGCCCCCAACAAGCCGCCAUUUGAGACGGCUGUGGGAUUGUUGACUGCUCCAAUUGAUCAGCUGGCUGAUUUGUUCCGCAAGUGGCCGCAUGAAGGUCAACAGUCGCCUAUGGGUCAUGACCGGCCUAUGGGCCAUUAG
Messenger RNA from Aspergillus viridinutans, 702 nucleotides. RefSeq names its product HHE domain protein. The record is from RefSeq and is a predicted model, not a curated record. Bases 1 to 702 code for a protein of 233 amino acids. The transcript is spliced from 2 exons. NCBI's taxonomy places the organism in Eukaryota, Fungi, Ascomycota, Eurotiomycetes, Eurotiales, Aspergillaceae.